AUGGAGAGGAGCGAGGAAAAUACCAAAAAGCGCAAGCUGGAGGAGGAGGCUGAGGGCGGUGACAAUAACAACGGGGAUACUGCAACAUCGUCCGAAUCUCCUUUGAAAAAGCAACAGCGUGCAGAUACCGGGGGCGCCGGAAAUGGUGAAAAGGACAAAUCCGCUUCUCCGAAAACGAUUGUAGAAGCAGGAAAAGAAGAGGCGGACAAUGAUUCUAGUUCCGGAAGCGAAGUCCAAGAAGAACCAGAGGAAAAGCAAAAGGGAGGAGACGACGCGAAAUCGACCACUGUCGAUAAUGCAGCAAAGGGUGAAUCCGGGGGGAAAGGGCCUUCGUCCUCUGGAAAUAAAACAGACGAGAUUGCCAAGGAAAAUAAGAUGGAUGUAGACAAUCAAGGUACUAAUAAUAGAUCAGGGAAAAAGACAAAAGAGUCAUCAUCCAACAAGUCCAAGAAAGAAGACGAGACUGAAAAUCCAUACGACAAAUUGCGGUGGAUUGUGGUCAAGAACGAUGGGAAUCCCGCCUCACUCAUUAAACUGGUGGCACUCAAAUCAUUGUUUUCCAAACAGCUUCCCAAGAUGCCCCGGGCCUAUAUUGCCCGACUGGUAUUUGAUCGGCGCCAUACAGCCAUUGCCAUUUUGAACGACGAUCCUGCAGUGAAAGAUACUGAUGAAGAAGUCAUUGGAUCCAUCUGUUAUCGAGCAUUUCCAGAAAUGAGGUUUGCGGAGAUUGCGUUUUGUGCUGUCAAUGCGGCACAUCAAGUCAAGGGAUAUGGUACUAAGCUGAUGAAUUUGUUAAAGCAAGAGGGGGCAAGAACAGGAAUCGAAUAUUUCAUUACCUACGCGGAUAACUACGCCAUUGGUUAUUUCAAAAAGCAAGGCUUCACCAAGUCCAUUUCCAUGCCCAAAGGACGCUAUCAAGGUCUGAUCAAGGAUUAUGACGGCGGGACAAUGAUGGAAUGCUAUGUCCAUCCCUCCAUUGACUUUACUAGCCUUCCUGCUAUUCUCAAGACACAACGAAAGUUCAUUUUGGAUCGCAUUCGCGUCAAGGCCAAAUCGACCACCGUCUAUGAACCAUUGCCCCAAGAUUUCGAGCCCCAUUUGGAGGGUGUGUCUCGAGCAAAUGAAGCAGCCGCUAGAGCUAUGGCUAUUCCGGGUAUCCUAGAAGCUGGUUGGACCAUGGCUGACCUAUUGGCGACCACUGGACAAGGAAAGGACGUGGAUCGGGCCAAAACUGCCCUCAAAAGUGAAUUGCUGGCGAUCGUUCGCAAGGUAGAAGAACAGCAAUAUUCAUGGCCCUUUCGGGAACCCGUCGAUACAUCAGAAGUCAAGGAUUAUUUGGAGGUCAUCAAGGAGCCCAUUGAUUUGUCGACCAUUGAAAAACGCACACGAAUGGGUGAUCAUUACAAGUCCAAGCAAAUGCUUUAUGCCGAUCUCAUGCUGAUGGUGAACAACUGCAAGUUGUACAAUGAACCAUCCAGUACGUAUGUUCAGUGUGCGAAUAGUCUCGAAAAGUAUCUUGGAAGCGUGUUUCGGGAUGUUAGUAGUCGCUGA
This is a messenger RNA of Cylindrotheca closterium, 1551 nucleotides long. Lineage: Eukaryota; Bacillariophyta; Bacillariophyceae; Bacillariales; Bacillariaceae. The record is from the annotation of a GenBank genome assembly.